CCGAUUCCAGAAUCGUCGCUUCUGCCACCGGAUUCUGGGGGUGUUGUCUUAACCUGCGCGACCCGACUCUGGUGAUUCCCACUUUCCAAACGACCCAACAUGCGUUUGGAGGACAACGUGGUGGCCGUCGCAGGCGCCGCUAUGGCGGUGCACGCCAUCUUCAAUCGCUUCGAAUGUGAGAAAGCAUGGCCGCUGUCGGCGUUGCUGCUCGGCGUCCCAGUCACCACUGGCCUUGCGUUGAAGUACGCUGGUAUCGCCCUCGCAUGGCCCCUACUGUUUCUUGAGUUCUACGGAGUCCUCGGCGCGUCGGUACUACUUUAUCGUGUCUCGCCGUUCCACCCUUUGGCGCGGUACCCCGGACCGAUUCUGAACAAACUCAGCAAAUUCUGGAUGAUGCACAUCACGUCUCAAGGCAAACAGCACUUCUUCUAUCAACAUAUGCAUAGGCAGUUUGGCACUUGGGUCCGGACCGGCCCCAACGAAUUAUCCAUCUGCGACGUCGAUGCCAUCCAACCUAUCUUGGGCACCACCGGUUUACCUAAGGGUCCUCUUUGGGAUGGGCGUGUCCCUCCCGGCGCCACCACUAGCUUGAUUGGAGAACGCAACCCCGCUGAACAUUCACGUCGCCGCAAGCCCUGGAACCGCGGGUUCAGCUCGGCGUCGCUGAAGGGCUAUGAAGAGAUUCUUGAAAGCCGAGCUCUUCAGCUCAUUGAUGGUUUGCGAAAGCAGAACAACCCUGUCAAUCUCGCUCGGUGGAUAAGCUACUUCUCAUUCGAUCUCAUGGGUGACAUGGCGUUCGGUGGCGGCUUCGAGAUGAUGAGGGACGGUGACCAGGGCAAUAUUCUGCACCUGAUCGAGAAGGGCACCCAGUCUACGUCUAUGACUGGUCACGUUCCGUGGCUGUUCCGCUACCUUGCCAAACUUCCCAAGUUCGGAAACUCCAAGUUCAGAGAUUUCGCGAUCAAUCGCGCCGACCUGCGUCGCAAGCAAGGUUCGCUCCGGAAGGACUUGUUCCAUUAUAUCUUCGAUGAGGCUGGCGUUGAACCCCACCCGCCGAUUCUCGAGGAGGCUCUCAGUGACGGUAUUCUAGCCAUAGCGGCCGGGAGCGACACGACUUCCCAUGUGAUGUCGAACAUAUUUUGGUUCCUCUUACGGCACCCAUCAUGCUACGAGCGUCUGCAAGCGGAAAUCGAUGCCGCGUUCCCUCGUGGAACACCGGCAACAGAUGUUGCUAAACAAAGCGAGCUGCCAUAUCUCGAAGCCGUUAUCAACGAAACUCUCCGCUUGCAGCCACCGGUACCUAGUGGCGCGCAGCGCAGUACGCAGUACACUGACGGCAAGAUGGCGGGAACCCACUGGAUUCCCAAGGGAACGCAGGUCCAAAUCAAUACCUACUCGAUCCAACGUGACCCUCGCUAUUUCUGGCCAGCUCCCGAAGGCUUCUGGCCCGACCGCUGGCUGGACCACGCGCAGCGAAAAUCGAACGAGGUCGUGGAGUACAAGGACCCCAACUCGAUCAUUCUCGAAACUAGAGCCUUCAUCCCGUUCUCGUUCGGACCUGCUAUGUGCGUCGCAAAGAAAUUCGCCACGAUGGAGAUGAAGAUGGUUGUCUGCCUCGUUUUGCAUACCUUCCAACUCCGCUUCGCCGAUGGUUGGAACGCGAAUGAAUGGGAGGAGAAAAUCGGAGACUACUUCACGGCUACGCGCGGCCCGAUGCCGGUCGUUCUGACGCCAAGGGCUUAGGCUACGGGAGUUUUAACCGUGUGUUGUUUACGCAGCGUAGCUAUCAUUGUUUCUUAUUCAUUUGUUCUGGCUCGUCCUCCUUUCGUUUGACGCUGGCUUGGGGCUUGGCGGUGGCGCGUGUCAGGCAUUGUUUGUAGUGGCCAUCGAGGUAAAGAUCACGGCUUCCCUCGACGCCGUCUGAGCCCCAGAAUAUU
Punctularia strigosozonata HHB-11173 SS5 is the source of this 1937-nucleotide messenger RNA. Its product is annotated as cytochrome P450. Lineage: Eukaryota; Fungi; Basidiomycota; Agaricomycetes; Corticiales; Punctulariaceae. The coding region runs from base 100 to 1743 and encodes 547 amino acids. The record is from RefSeq and is a predicted model, not a curated record. The transcript is spliced from 9 exons. Gene Ontology annotation, molecular function: heme binding; oxidoreductase activity, acting on paired donors, with incorporation or reduction of molecular oxygen; iron ion binding.